Molecule: messenger RNA, 774 nt
Organism: Fulmarus glacialis (Northern fulmar)
Lineage: Eukaryota; Metazoa; Chordata; Aves; Procellariiformes; Procellariidae
Product: kazal-type serine protease inhibitor domain-containing protein 1-like
Biological process (GO): regulation of signal transduction; regulation of cell growth
Cellular component (GO): extracellular region
Molecular function (GO): insulin-like growth factor binding
Source: RefSeq, a predicted model, not a curated record
UGGGGCGGGCAGCGGCUGCUGGAGGAAGGGGAGGGCUGCCCUGAGUGCCGGCCGGAGGAGUGCCCGGCGCCGCGCGGGUGCCUGGCUGGCACGGUGCGGGAUGCCUGCGACUGCUGCUGGGAGUGUGCCAACCUGGAGGGACAGAUCUGCGACCUGGACAACACCAACCACUUCUACGGCAAGUGCGGGGAGCACCUGGAGUGCCCUGGAGACCUGCGGCGCGGAGAGGUGCCGGAGCCCCAGUGCACCUGCCUCUCCCGCCUGGCCCUCUGCGGCUCCGAUGGCAAAACCUACGCCCAAAUCUGCAGGUUCCUGGAGGUCGCCCGUGCCCACCCCGACACCAACCUCACCGUGGCCCAUGAGGGUCCCUGCGAGUCAGAGCCCCAGAUCACUUCUCCUCCCUACGACACGUGGAACAUCACCGGGCAGGACGUCAUCUUUGGCUGUGAGGUCUUCGCCUACCCCAUGGCGUCCAUCGAAUGGAGGAAGGACGGCAUGGAGAUGCUGCUGCCUGGAGAUGACCCCCACAUCUCUGUCCAGUUCAGAGGCGGCCCCCAGAAAUACGAAGUGACGGGCUGGCUCCAGAUCCAGGGCGUGCGGGUGACGGACGAAGGCACCUACCGCUGCUUUGCCAGGAACAGGGUCGGGGAGGUGGUGGCAUUAGCCAGCCUCACUGUCUUCACGCCGGACCAGCUCAACCUGACGGGCUUUUCCCUGCCGAAGCCCCGCACGACGCCCGAGGACUACGGGGAGAGUGAGGAGGACUAUUACUAG